AUGACUACAACUGAGACAAUCGAAGAAAUUGAAAAUUUUGAAACAUUUUAUUUAAUUUGGCUUGGUGAUUCGAUGAAAAAUGAAAUUCGACAACAACUUCGAACAAUUGUUAAUUAUUUAUUAAUAUUUGAAGAUGAACAAAAAUGUCUUCAAUAUAUUUAUUCAUUAUCGAAAGAUGAUCGAGUUAUUUUAAUUAUUAAAAGAAAGUUAAGUGAACAUUUUAUUCCUCAAAUUGUACAUCUUCGACAAAUUACUUCCAUUUAUAUUUAUUCAAAUGAUAAAAAUAUAAAUGAACAAUCGAUAAACAAUCUUAACAAGAUAAAAGGCGUAAUUGUUCGACGCAAUGAACUUAUUCAACGAAUUCAAUCAGAUUUUAAUCAACGACAAUUUUAUAAUCUCGAUGAAAUAUUAUCAAUAAAUUUUUUUAAUUCUAAAAAGACUGAUGAAAAUUCCUUAUCAACUAAUUUAAAUUCUGAUUUUAUUGAUUCACAAAUAUUAAUUGAUUGUUUAAUUUGUAUGCAAUCAUCUUCAAAUGAUAAAAAUGAAUUAAUUACAUUAUGUAAACAACAAUAUAAGAAUAAUUCUAAUGAAUUAAAUAUUUUAGAAGAAUUUGAAAAAGAUUAUUUAUCUGAACGAUCAUUAUGGUGGUAUACGAGACAUUCAUUUCUUUAUCGACUAAUGAAUAAAGCAAUUCGAGUACAAAAUAUCGAUUUAUUAUUACUUUUUCGUUUUUUUAUUCAUGAUAUUAGACAACAAUUGAUAAAAAAUAAAUCUUUAUCUUCUAUUCAUGUUUAUCGAGCUCAAUUAAUGUUCAAAGAAGAAUUAGAAUUAUUGACAAAAUUGUCUGGAGAAUUUAUUUCAAUAAAUUCAUUUCUUUUAACUACUCCGAAUUAUGAACAAACUCGAUAUUUUCUCUCAUCAUUGAUAUCAUCAGAUAAUAUGGAAAAAGUAUUUAUUGAAAUUAUUGGUGAUCCUCAACGAGAUGAUAUCAAAUCUUUUAGUAAUAUUACUUCUUAUAGUUAUUUUCAAAAUAAAGAAGAAGUUUUAUUUAUGAUUGGUUCAAUCUUUCGACUUGUUCGUAUUAAUCGUGAUAUUAAUAAUAUUUGGAAUAUUCAAUUAAUUUUAUGUUCAAAUAAUGAUCAUCCAUUGCAAUCAUUUAUUCAAGAAAAAAAGAAUGAAUUAGACAUUGUUGAUACCGAUCCUCUUUCAUUUGGUUUUAUUCUAGAACAUAUGGGUAAAUUAGAUAAUGCAGAAAAAUACUAUCAUUAUAUACUUAAUCAAUUACCUAAAGAUCAUGAAGAUAUAACUCGAUGUUAUCAUGCAUUAGGUGAAGUAACACAAAAGAAAGGUGAUUAUAAUUCAAGUUUAAAAUGGUACAAUAAAUCACUUGAAAAUGAUACACAAACAAUGAAAAUAGAUGAUGCAAAUAUUGCUAUGAGUUAUAAUAGUAUUGCUGUUAUUUAUUCAAAAAAAGGUGAUUAUACACUUGCAUUAGAAUCAUAUGAAAAAGCAUUAGAAAUUUGGAAAAACAUAUUUGGUGAAAAUCAUCCAGAUGUAGCCAUGUGUUAUAAUAAUAUGGGUAUUAUUUAUCAAGAACAACAGAAAUAUUCUGAUGCAUUAGAAUUUUAUCAUAAAGCAUGGAAUAUUCGUCAACAAUAUUUUUCUGCUGAACAUCCUAGUUUAGGUCAAACAUAUGCUUGUAUUGGUAAUGUACAUUAUCAGCUCGGUCGAUAUGAUAUGGCAUUAGAACAUUAUAGUUUAUCACUUGAAAUCUUUAAAAAAUCUUUACUUUCUCAUCAUCCAGAUAUUGCAAUGGUAUUACGAAAUAUUGGUUUCGUUUAUCAAGCUAAGAAUGAACUUCAACAAGCAUUAUUUUAUAUGGAAAAAUCAGCAAAAAUCUAUCAUCAUUUAUUUCCUUCAACACAUCCUGAUGUUAUUCAAAUUGAAAAAAUUAUUCAUCAUAUUUCAUCGAAACUAUAA
Messenger RNA from Rotaria sordida, 1980 nucleotides. Lineage: Eukaryota; Metazoa; Rotifera; Eurotatoria; Philodinida; Philodinidae. The record is from the annotation of a GenBank genome assembly.